AUGAGUUCAAGAGCACUCAGAAGAUUAGAACGAAGCAAAGGUUUGACGCCCGAGGUGGAGCUACAGGAAACAGAUACGUAUGAAGUACCUGCUGCCAAAAAAGCCAACGCUUUUGCACUCUUCAAUGGCUCCGAAGAGUCCGAACAAGAUGGUUCGGAUUCAGAGCCCGAAAUCGAGCCUGUUGUUGAGAAAAAAGAAUUGCCAAUUGAAUCAUCGAAAAGAAAUUCGAAGAAGUCUAAGAAAUCUGUGAAAUCUCCGACAGAUCUGGGAGAUGAUGACGAUCUAGACAAGUAUUUGGAGGAAGUCAGGAAAAGAGACCAGGAAAAGCUCGCAAAAAGCUCCAAAGUGGCUGUGAAUGACGAAGAAGAUGACGACCAAGAAGAAGAUCCGGAAUUGCCUUUCACAGAAACUGACCCGCCUAUUGCAUAUACUGAUGCUAACUACUUAUACUUCACUACGGAAAGACUCAAGAAGUGCAUGCACCUCUUGUCGGUGGGACUGGUGAAGAAUUUGGAUCCGGACACCGAGCUCAAAAACUUGUUUGGAAAUUUGUCCAUAGAAACGAUUGAGGAUGCUAACUCCACUACCUCCCUUGCCACAUCUCCCGAGGUCUUGGCUCAAUUCAAGAAGUUGGCUCGUCUUACCCGAGGCUGGGGCGGAAAAGAUCACCGGAGUGUCCCCGGAACAUCGAGGAAAUUGCUUCUCACCCGAAUCAAAGAUGAUUGGUUGCCCACAGCACAGAAGAUGCUUCUGAUGGAGGACUUCACCACACAAGAAGCUGUGGAAACAAAGUACUACAAGGAAGAGGACGCAGAAUUCUAUAUCAUUGAGCUGAAGGUAAAGAAGGAAGAGAAAUUGGGAAUCAAGUACUUUCAAUUUUCUAAACCAUUGAACAUCCAAGACAGAGUAGCCAACACUCGCUUCUAUGCAUCGGUAGUGAUAACCCCUAAUCCAGAUGAAUUGAUGAAGCUUCUACAGUCGUACCCAUACCAUGUUGAGAAUUUACUACAAGUUGCCAUGGUCAUGUUGAGACAGGGAAAUAACAAGGCCACCAGCAAUGCAUUGGUUGAAAAGGCUUUAUUUGUAUUUGAUAGAAGUUUUGGAAAGCGCUUCCAUGAGCUCUUGCAAAACGGUCUGACAGAGCUCAUCCGUCUUCCAUACGAGCGCUUCAUGAACAGACAGUUUUACUUGUCAUUGUUCAGAGUAAUUGUAGGACUUGGAGAGCGCUCGACCUUCUUCACGGCUUUGAGCUACUGUAAGUUUCUUUUGGCAUUGUCUCCAGCGGAAGAUCCCUUGGGUGUACGGUACUUCAUCGACCACUAUGCCAUUUUGAGUGAGGAGUACAAAUACCUCGUCGAUUUUGUCGAUUCUCCGUUGACACAGGUCUACAAGCAAUGGCUUACACCAGGCUUGGCUUUCUCAAAGGUUCUCGCCUUAUUAAGAUUGAAGAGGCAAGAAGAUGCCACAGCUGCAUUGAAACAGGCAGUGGAGUCUCAUCCAUUUUGCGCCUGCGAGUUGUUGCAGCGUGUGGCAAUAGCCGGGCACCUGUCAUUAAAACUGUCCGAUUUCGCUGCUUCUGAGACGAUAGCAUUGGCAGCUGAAACAUAUUUGGUACGCGCAUCGCUUCUUUGGAAGGAGCCAAGUGAAAUUGAAUUUCUUCACAAGGAAACGAUGAAACUUCUUGAACAGAAACUGGCCAACAAAUCAUGGCUUCUGAAAUGGUUGGGACUGAAGCAAGAAGAUAAAAGAGAUGCAGAAAUCCCAGUCAAUUUGCUACGCUUUGUCCUCUUGUCGGGUGAGAAUAAGGUGUUAGCUAAAGUUCCACAUAAGGUCUUUGACAUGGAGGAGACAAACGAGUAUGAUAUUUUACCUCCAAAGGACAAUUCCAUUCAGUAUGAUGUCUUCAACGGAGAGAGCAAGCGCUCCAUCACAGACCACCUUUUAAACUAUAUGGAUCACAAUCUACUCGGUGCCAUUGUUACUCAAGGCACUUCACAAUUUGAGGAUUUUUUGGAUGCACCACAAGAUGGAAACGAGGGAAUUGAGAAUUAG
Molecule: messenger RNA, 2052 nt
Organism: Australozyma saopauloensis
Lineage: Eukaryota; Fungi; Ascomycota; Pichiomycetes; Serinales; Metschnikowiaceae
Exons: 1
Coding region: 1-2052 (683 amino acids)
Biological process (GO): ribosome-associated ubiquitin-dependent protein catabolic process; rescue of stalled cytosolic ribosome
Cellular component (GO): RQC complex
Source: RefSeq, a predicted model, not a curated record